GAUGGGGGUCCAUGUAUGGCUGAGGAGAGCCUUUCUGUUGGCCAACUCGCAACAGGGAUUCAAGGGAUUGACAGUUUGAUAUCGAGCUCUGAUCCCAUAGUUGAUGAGUAUAUCCAAGCCCUCAACAGAGGUCCACGAGGGGGCGGGGUUGCUGCCAUAGUUGAUGAGCUACCUUACAUUGAGGUUUUCUUGUCCAGCACCAACUGCAAUUACAGGAUUGUUGGGCAGGAGUUCACCAAGAGUGGAUGGGGCUUUGCAUUUCAAAGAGACUCCCCUCUGGCUGUAGAUAUGUCAACUGCAAUCCUGCAACUCUCUGAGAAAAGAGAACUCCAAAAAAUCCACGACAAAUGGCUCCCCAGAGAUGAUUGCGCGAUCCAAGACAACCAAAUUGAUGACAACCGGCUUUCCCUCAAGAGUUUCUGGGGCCUGUUUCUGAUCUGCGGUGUGGCUUGCUUCAUUGCUCUUCUGUUGUUUUCCUGCAGGGUGUGCUGGCAGUAUCGCAGGUAUACACCCGAGGCUAGGGAACAGGAGAUCCCUGCUACGCCUGAGCCCGGGCCAUCCGACAGCUGCAGCCUUCAAGGCCUGAUCAAAUUUGUUGAUCAAAAAGAAGCUGAAAUUAAAGAAAUCCUGAAAAAGAAGGCCACUAGUGAAAACAAGCCACAACUUACUCAAAGCUCAGAUGUGCAGGAAAGUGCACCCUGAGAAUGACAUUCAGCAGGCUUUGUCACACUUGUUUUUGUACAUGAUCCAUACAAUUCCUUGCACUCAUCUAAUCACUGCCCCAUGUCACAUCAGAUUUGUUCUGUAGGGAUAGCAGAAUGUGUUUACACCUUUGUAGGAAAAUAUAGAUGAAACUGGCAAAAAGAUUUGUAAUUUUGGUUGGCAAGGUGCACAAGAUUCCUGCAUCAGACAAGUCAAAACUGGGAAGAACUGCCUUGAUGUUUCACAGGGAAUGGUUUCUGUUUCUUCUUGGGAAGAGAAUGAUUUGUACAUUGUAGAUUCAAUCAAACAUGAAUGUUCAACAACAAAAUGAAAUCAUGAAUAAGAGUCAUUAAGUUGUCAA
Molecule: messenger RNA, 1063 nt
Organism: Ipomoea nil (Japanese morning glory)
Lineage: Eukaryota; Viridiplantae; Streptophyta; Magnoliopsida; Solanales; Convolvulaceae
Product: glutamate receptor 3.4-like
Exons: 2
Coding region: 16-702 (228 amino acids)
Cellular component (GO): plasma membrane
Molecular function (GO): signaling receptor activity; ligand-gated monoatomic ion channel activity
Source: RefSeq, a predicted model, not a curated record